This is a messenger RNA of Dibothriocephalus latus, 283 nucleotides long. The record is from the annotation of a GenBank genome assembly. Lineage: Eukaryota; Metazoa; Platyhelminthes; Cestoda; Diphyllobothriidea; Diphyllobothriidae.
CGUCUCUCAACUACGGUUCAAGAUGACUUCCGAAAGCUUCUGGGUUUGCAAGUGGAGUACGAAAAUCCGGCAAACGCAAACGGCUCAAGCGAUGUGGAUUCGCUGCUUACAGAUCUGUACGUUGUACUCAGUGGUUUCUAAUCUGUCAUUCUAUCCGCUUUUUGGUGAAUGGCUGGGGAAAACAGAAUUGGUUAGUGAUAGCCAUACCAAUCUCCCUAUCUCUUAUGGAUGCUGUCUGAUUGCUGGUUACUAUGCCACCGCUUCUUUGGGCUCUGGCUGGUAG